AUGCUCACUCCGAAGUACUGUACCAUUCUCGUAUCCUUCAUCAUCGUCUAUUUCACCCUGCUCGAUAUCACAUACUCGAAGAGUGGCAAUGAUGUUGCGUGCAACGUUGACCUCAUUUCUGUAUCUCUUGAUUUGUCUCUGCGCGUCUACUCAUGCGAGCCGUCUGGUUACGAAAGAGUCGCCAGAGUAUGCACAGCGAGUAUACUCUACGCCAACGGCACUGCAAUCGACGCAGCCAAAAUCGAAGGAGAUACGUUAUACAAACAAGCCAUGAGACAAGUUAUUCAAGACAAAGAAUCUUCGACCUCACUUGCCGAGAUACAUCUGCCAGAUGAGCAAUCUAUCACCGCAACAGACAUCAACGCAACAGCAGUGUUUCUACCAAUCCUGCAAUUCCUAAAACUCGAGGCGAACAAACACAUCAACACCUCUCUAAUGGAAAUUUACGUUACCAUUUCCUCACCUCUGGACGACUCGGCCCUCUUCGCUCUACACUCGGCAAGUCAAGCUCUAGGCGUAGGACCUAUCCCCUUGAGUAUCCCAGCAUGGCAAUCUGCCCUCCGCGGCUGGAAUAUAACUUCCCACUGUCCUUCUUACAAGACAUGGCCUGAACCGGCCUCAGAGCUGGAUGAUCCGGAACAAUUAGUGUUGAUUGUGGAGUAUACGCGAGCGGGGUUGAUAGCGGUGUUGGCGAUGGAGGAAUGCGGGUUUUCGAUGGAGGAAAGGGAGAUCAGGAAUUUUACUCUAGGUUCUGCGGUGGAUUGGGAAGGCAAGAGUGAUGAUUUGGAAGUUGCGAUCAGGGAGGUUACAAAGCCGCCUUUCGCUACGGGUUCGUCGUUGUGGCGGUAUGGUCCUGGAGGUGAGGAUGUCAGAACAAGAGAUGAUAUUGCAGAGGUCGUGGUGAUAGGAGAAAGUGCGAAUGAUGAGGUGUUAUCAAAGGCACUGGAAAGCGUGUUCGGAGAGCACUGGCAGUCGUUGGAGCAAAGACAUGACGAGAGAGCUGCAAAUGUGGAUCCGAUAUUCGUUGCGGCGAGGGGAGCAGCUACAAGGGCUUUUGAAGAUUUGGAGUGGUUGACCAAUGAUGAUUGGGUCGAUGUAAUGGACCUUGCUAAGGAAAGUGGCGAGUUACGUACGUGUAAAGGGAGCGAAUAG
Messenger RNA from Aureobasidium pullulans EXF-150, 1152 nucleotides. RefSeq lists its product as uncharacterized. Bases 1 to 1152 code for a protein of 383 amino acids. NCBI's taxonomy places the organism in Eukaryota, Fungi, Ascomycota, Dothideomycetes, Dothideales, Saccotheciaceae. The record is from RefSeq and is a predicted model, not a curated record. The transcript has 2 exons.